ACACUGAUUUUGUUGGUUAUGUUUACAAAUUGUAACCAAUUGCUUAAUUUGCUGGGCAGAUGAGUUUAAUUUAAUUGUUAAUUAAAAUAAAAACAAAUACAAAAUGGGCAAGGCCAUGUCUAUGGUGGCUCGCAAGGCCAAUCGUUUCAAUGUGGAGAACCGUGCACAUCGUGUGCUGGAACGCGAAAAGCCAACACCGGCACCAAAAUACGAAUCCAAUCUGCGCGACAUGGAAAGAACUUUGGAGUUGGAUCCCAACUUCGUGGACAAGCUAAAUACAAAGGACGCCAGCUUGGAUACACGACUAAAAGACGUUUAUGUAACAUCAAAGGAUCAAUUUAUUCAACGAGUAUUGCAACGCCAAGAAACUGACAGACCGCUGCCCUUAGAGCGAACCACUCCGGAUGACUUUGAGUAUGGCUACAUGGAGCCAACAAAAACAUCGAGCGGGCAUUGCACACUGCGACAGGCAAUGCAAUUUAUCAACGACCAUCAGAUAGCACCCGAAGAGUGGACAGCUAUGAAAAUAGCUGAUCAGUACAAACUAAAAGAGGCGCAUGUUGCAAAUAUUCUGUACUACUUCAAGACGUUUAACAUCUAUAUACCUGAUCAAAAAUAUAAGGACAAAUUGCUGACACAAACUAAGCAAAAGCUGAUCCAAGAAAAUCCAAGUACAGAAUAGCCAAAUUAGUUAUGAAUUGAA
Molecule: messenger RNA, 703 nt
Organism: Drosophila hydei
Lineage: Eukaryota; Metazoa; Arthropoda; Insecta; Diptera; Drosophilidae
Product: protein NDUFAF4 homolog
Exons: 4
Coding region: 104-682 (192 amino acids)
Biological process (GO): mitochondrial respiratory chain complex I assembly
Cellular component (GO): mitochondrion
Source: RefSeq, a predicted model, not a curated record